Messenger RNA from Talaromyces amestolkiae, 720 nucleotides. RefSeq lists its product as uncharacterized. Gene Ontology annotation, biological process: DNA replication, removal of RNA primer. The coding region runs from base 1 to 720 and encodes 239 amino acids. Lineage: Eukaryota; Fungi; Ascomycota; Eurotiomycetes; Eurotiales; Trichocomaceae. The record is from RefSeq and is a predicted model, not a curated record. The transcript has a single exon. Gene Ontology annotation, molecular function: RNA-DNA hybrid ribonuclease activity; nucleic acid binding.
AUGACGCGCAAUCAUUAUCCGGCAGAAACAGAAGACCCCGACCACCCACACACCAAAGCCACAUCAUGGCGAUAUGGCAGAAGAUUUGAUCCGCAAGAAAUCUAUGGCGACGACAUCGAUCUUGACAUUGUGGAAUGCCGCAGCGACAGCGGCAGAUGGGUGUACGUUGCCUGCGACGCCUCCGAAAUAUGUCCGCAAUGCGGCAAUCUACCAGGCCAUAUAGGAUGUAUCGUCAUUGCGGUGGAUGGUGCAUGUCGACGCAAUGGUACAGAUGGUGCUCAGGCUGCUAUCGGUGUUUACUUUGGUAAAGACAACCCUCUGAAUCGCCUUUAUCAAAUAAGCAUUGAGCAUCCCACGAACCAAAUCGCCGAGUUAACGGCAGGGAUUGAUGCGCUUCGGCAAGCUCUGGUUAUUCAGCGCCGAGGAUUUCAGGCAAAUAGGAAAGGGCAGAGGGAUUUACGCAUGGUGGUGAUCAAGUCAGAUUCAGAAUAUUUGGUCAAGGGCAUGACGGAAUGGAUUUCGAAGUGGAAGAUGACUGGGUAUAAAACUGCAGAGGGUGCUGAGGUGGUAAAUGCGGAGCUGUUUCGGAAGCUGGAGGUGCUGUAUCUGGAGCUGGUGCAAAGAGGGGUUAGCGUUACGUUUUGGCACGUGACAAGGGAUCGGAAUAAACAGGCCAACCGGUUGGCUAAUAGAGCGUUUGAGACGAGGAUGCGGCGGUAG